Molecule: messenger RNA, 487 nt
Organism: Penaeus vannamei (Pacific white shrimp)
Lineage: Eukaryota; Metazoa; Arthropoda; Malacostraca; Decapoda; Penaeidae
Product: cuticle protein 7-like
Cellular component (GO): extracellular matrix
Source: RefSeq, a predicted model, not a curated record
CACAGUAUAUAAGGGACUUGCUUUGAGAUAGGAGCAUCACACUUCAUCUACCUUCAUCAUGUUCACCAAGGCUGUCGUUGCCCUCGCCCUCGUGGCCGUUGCUGCCUCUGCUCCUUCUCAGCCAGCCUAUGGCUAUGCUCCUCAGCCAGCUUAUGAGGUCCCUGCCAAGUACGACUUCAACUAUGCUGUGAAGGACGACUACUCCGGCAACGACUUCGGUCACCAGGAGACCCGUGACGGAUACAACACUCAGGGUUCCUACUACGUUCAGCUCCCCGACGGUCGUCUGGAGAAGGUCGCCUACACUGUCAACGGCGACUCCGGCUACGUGGCUGAGGUCAGCUACGAGGGUGAGGCCCAGUACCCUGAGUACCACCCAGCACCUGCCUACAAGUCUGCCCCUGUCUACGAACCUGCUCCUGCCUACAAGCCUGCUCCUACUUAUGCUUAUUGAACAUUUUUAUGAUUAAUAUUUAUUAAAAUGAGA